Molecule: messenger RNA, 2221 nt
Organism: Acaromyces ingoldii
Lineage: Eukaryota; Fungi; Basidiomycota; Exobasidiomycetes; Exobasidiales; Cryptobasidiaceae
Exons: 2
Coding region: 64-1983 (639 amino acids)
Cellular component (GO): Cdc73/Paf1 complex
Molecular function (GO): DNA binding; RNA polymerase II C-terminal domain phosphoserine binding
Source: RefSeq, a predicted model, not a curated record
UCCUCCUCUCCUCCUCUUCUUCUAACACCCACGUUUCUCAACCUUCCACGAGUCGGUCGAGACAUGUCUGACGUCGACGAUGAGCUGCUGGCUCUGGCCGGCGACGGAGCCUCGUCGUCCUCUGGCUCGCCUGCGCCCAAGACGGCUGCGUCGUCUGCAUCGAGAAAGCGCGCGACGGCGAGGUCCUCGGGCGGAUCCAAGUCGAAGCGACGGCGAAGAAACGACGCAGAUGACGAUGAAGACGACGACGAUGACGAUGAUGAGGAAGAUGAGGAUGACUACAACGAUGAAGACGCAGAGGGAGAGGAAGAGGAUGAGGACGCGGAGGGCGAGGACGAGGACGCAGAGGGGGAAGAUGACGAAGAUGAGGAGACUGCCAAUCCUUAUCCCAUCGAGGGCAUCUACAAGGACGAGGAGGACCGCGAGCGGUUGCUUGACAUGCCCGAGCUCGAGAGAGAAGCCGAACUGGCAGGCCGUCGUGACGAAAUCUCCAAGAGAAGGCAAAAGGCCGAGCUGGCUGCUCUCGUGCGAUCCCAACGAGCCGCCGCUGGUCGGGGAAAGAAGGAAGCAAAGCCGGUGAAGAAGGCCAAGAAGAAGGCGGCCGCGGCCAGGAAGAGUGCGCCGAAGAAGAAGGCAGCUGCUAGGAGGAAGAAGAGGUCCAGCGAUGAUGAUGACGAGGACGAGGACGAAGACGAGGAUGAUGAUGACGAAGAGGAAGAGGAAGAGGAAAGCGAUUUCGAAGAGACAAGAGGUCGAGGAAAGAGAGCAAAGCGCGCCGUGGGCACCUCAGACAGCAAAGCCUCGACCUUGAACAAGCUCAAAAAGUCUAGGGCCAAGGCUGCUGCGAAACGAAGGGGUUUAGAUGCGUCGGACGACGACGACGAGGAUGACGACUCGAGCGAGUACGAUGCAGAAGAGGCAGAGGCGCUCUGGGCCAGGAAAAAGGAGAGGGAGAGAGAGAGACAAGGGUAUGGGCGAGGAACCAGGGGCCAGGAGCAGAGCAAGCCGUCGAGGGAGCAAGAGAGAAUUGCUGCCAGGAAACCCUACGUCUUGCCAGACCUGGAGGAUGUCAAUGCAGCCAGGCUCAGGAAAGACCACUUCACGCGCCUGGUGCACCGACCGGACUGGCUCCACGUCCUGGAAGGUCGUUUCGUACGCAUCGAAUAUCCCACCAAGGAUCGCGAGGGGCGAAGUGUCAUGACCUACCGACUGGUGCAGAUUCUCGACUGCUCUGGUACUGGUCGGCACUACCAGAUCUCGGAUCAGUACACCAACGUCUACUGCACCAUGCUCUAUGGCGAAGAGAAGCUGCGCGACGCGCCGUUGUCGGUGAUCAGCAGCAGCGACGUGACGCUCGACGAGCUGGAGCGGUGGAAGAGCCGGGUCAACAGUGCCAUGUCGACGUCUUCGAAGAUGCAGCGCAUGUUCCCAAGCAAGGAGAAGACUCAGGACCAAGCAGAGGAGCUCGAGACGUACAUUGCUCGGCCCUUCACCGAGGACGAUAUUACCAAGAUGCUCAACGCCAAGCGACAGGCGCGAGUGGCGUAUGAGCAGGAGCAGUCCCAGCGAGCGGCUGAUGGGCCCAGAGCCAAUGCCAAUGGCAGCGCCAAUGGUUCUUCGAUGUCAGGGACGAAGUUCGAUGAAAAGGCGAUGGCAGCCAUCAACGAGCGGCACCGGAGAGCCGACCGGCAGAGGAUUGCAGAGGCUGAACGGAGAAAGGCGCUACUCCAGCGCGCCGCACUAGGCAUCUCGACACCCAACCGAGGAGGCUCGACGUCGGGCACUGCGACGCCUACCAAUGGCGCCGUCGUUGGUGUUCCGUCGUCCGCGUCGCAUGGCUCGAGCGCGGGAAAAGUCCUGCCGACAGGAGAGGUAGAGGCAAAGGGAAGCGUCGCGGCCGAUUCUCAGACGGUGACGGCUGCAUCUGCGCACGACAAUACCGUCGCGGUGCACGACGUCGACGUGGAUUUGGGCGACUUCUAAAUGUAAUCUUAGAUUGAUCGAGUCGUACUACUCAAGCUCUUCUCAAUGCAAGUACAUGCCCAUUUGGAAGAGUAUAACCCUCGCAUCUUCUCUCAAAGACUGCGUACGCAUGGCAAGACCAGAAGCCUUUCAUUCCCUGAGAGCAAUAACAAGAAAAAAAAGGAGGAAUGUCAGCCUCCGAACGAGGAAGUAUUCCAUGCUGAAACCCCUCAAUGACCGCGACCGUCUUCCACCCUCU